UAUUAUGGCCAUCAUCAUGAUCUCUCACUCUCCUUCCCCUUCCUCAGAUGUGAAAGCAAGCCCUCUUCAAGUUCGCAGCCUUUUCACUGCCUAGAGAGAGAAAGAAAGUCCACCACAGCACCAGAGUCGUUUAGAGAGAGAGAGUCGGACAGACGGACAGGGAAGGAAGGAAGCCAGAAGCUGUUGGGAUCGUUUCUUGAGCUUCGAAUUUCGGGCAAAUGUUUUCGAGGGUCUCCCAUGACUUAGCUGCUGGGGUUCAGGGAGGAGCUGGGCCUCUCUGAAUUCCCAGAAAUUCUUCUUUCCCCCCCCUGCAAAGCUUGAGCUUCCUUCCUUCCUAUUUGCGGGCAAAGAAAAGAACACCUCAGUUUUCCCGGGAAGAAAGUUCCAACCUUUGGGUUCUUGGUGGGAGGAGACCCUCUUGCGUGAUUUUCGGGGCCGGAUGUGGUACAAGUCCAACAGAAACUCAGAUCGGGUGAAUGGAACUUCUUCAAGCCAUCGAUGGAAGAUGCGGUGCUGAAAAUGCUCUCUAAGACAUAAUUCCAGUAUAGGGACAAAGCCCCGAGAAAUGCACCUGAGCCAUUGUCUUGACUUCUGUUGGUUGGCCUAAUUGACCACAUCUUAACACACUUGUUCAACUGGAAUCGGAUGAAGCAAUCUCCUUCCUUCACAGAGAAGUUUCCUUCUAUCCUGGGGCCAGAUUUCCUUUGGCAAAAUUCUCCCAAAACCAGAGGGAAAACAUCAAACUUGUGGUCGUGAAGCUCUGCUGGGGAAAGCUCCUUUGGCAAUAAUAAGACCUUCCGAAAAAAAUAAAAUAUAAAAAAAGAAUCCGUCUUCCUAUUCCAUCUUCUUGACCCCGAAACUUCGUCAGAAGUCUCUGUGGGUCGGAAAAAGUCCUUUACGGGCAAAUCUCCUUUGGCAUUGCGGAGUCCUUGGUUGGCUCCUCCUGGUUUAUCUCUGUAUAACCAGGGCAAAUCUCCUUUGGCAUUGGUUCCAGUUUUACUAGUUGGAUAUUCUCAUUCGAGAUACCGGCUUUAAAUUUCUGGACCGACUAUAUAUCUGAAUCUAUCAAUAUCACCUAUAUUGUAUAGAUUCAUUGAUAUUUGACUGGAUAACAUACAAAUCUUGGGUUGCAAACUAUCCAUUCUUGGCCAGUCAAGUGUCAUUUUCAUGGUGUGUGAUAUUUUCCGAUCUUGUCCAUCCCUCUAAUCCUUGCUCGUGGAACAUUGGCUUUCUCUGUUGAGGUUGGGAAGUAUUCACUGUUAGGUGUUUCGGAAAUGGGUGUCCUCUUCAGUGAGUCUGAUUGGGACAGUUUCAGUGAGAGCAGUGAAGACCAAGAGGAGCUGGACUUCAUCUAUGGGAAUCAAGCCCAUUAUCUUCUCUCCAAUCUUGAGGAGACCAUUGGGAAGAUUGACGAUUUCCUCUCCUUUGAGAGAGGAUUUCUCCGUGGAGAUAUAGUGUGCUCUGCAGCCAACCCGUCAGGCCAGACUGGGAAAGUCGUGGCUGUCGACAUGUCUGUGGACCUUGAGAGCACCAACGGGAAGGUCAUCAGGGACAUAAACUCGAGGAAAAUCUCAAAGAUCCGGUCUAUCUGUGCUGGUGAUUACGUGGUUCACGGGCAUUGGGUCGGGAGAGUGGAUCGAGUGAUCGACUCAGUGAGCAUAGUGUUCAAUGAUGGGAUGAGAUGUGAUGUCAUUGCAGUGGAUCAAGAGAGAAUUGUCCCUAUUUCUCCGAAUCCUGUGGACGAUCCACUGUGUCCAUAUUUCCCCGGGCAGCGGGUACAGGUUAAACUGCCCGUUGUAUCCAGACAAGCAAGGUGGCUUUGCGGGAGUUGGAAGGCAAGCCACGAGGAAGGCACUGUCUGUGCUGUAAAAGCAGGUCUGGUACAAGUUGAGUGGCUUGGAUCCGCUCUUAGCCAAUCCGGCUUGAACGUGCCUCCGCCCCAAAAUUUACAGAACGCAAAGAAUGUGACUGUGCUCUCUUGCUUCUCGCACUCAAACUGGCAACUUGGUGACUGGUGUUCAGUCCCAAUUGGUAAGACUGUAUUCGCUCAUCAGAGAACAGGUAAUGGAUUUCAGAGGAAGGACUCAAACCCAAACAACGAGGGCAUUUUCGUGGUUUCGAGGACAAGGACGAGAGUGGAUGUCCUGUGGCAGGAUGGAACCCGCUCACUUGGAGAGGAUUCGCAGUCUCUGCUUCCAGUAAAUAUUGUAGACGUGCACGAAUUUUGGCCUGACCAGUUUGUGCUCAUGAAGAGUAGUUCCGAGGACCCACAGGCUCCAAUGACCCAGAAAUGGGGUGUCGUUCGAUCUAUGGACAGCAAGGAGAAGACAGUGAAGGUAGCAUGGAAGAAUCUUUCUUUGGAGGAAUCAAAUGGUGUCGGUGAAGAAAUGGUGAGUGCCUACGAGCUAAUCGACCAUCCCGAUUACUCCUUCUGUCUCGGGGACAUUGUGUUUAGAAGUGAAUUGGAUUCUGGAGGCGAGGCCAAUAAAGGAAAUUCAGAGAAUUCUUACUUGUCUUCGAUCGGUAAUGUUGUUGGGUUCAAGGAUGGUACCGUUGAGGUACAAUGGGCAACGGGCUUCACGAACAAGGUUGACCCUUGUGAGAUCUUCCGAUGUGAUAAACUCGAAGUUCCGACUGCAUCUUCAGUGGCCUUUGAUGACAAUAUUGUUGAUCAAAUUAGCCAACAAGCAGUUGAUUACGACAUGCAUUCAUCUGACCUGAAAGGGAAGGAUUUGCUCAGCUGUGGUACAUUCAAUGACGAAGAACGGCGAAAGUACCCUUGGGAAGGUAUUCCCCUUCCGCUUCCUCGAUCUGCAAUUGGGUUCUUAAGAGGUUUCGCAGCAAGCGUUUUCGGGUCAGCAGGGUCCACGUCAGAAUUAGACUCUAGUCUGUCAGGUCCCGUCCAUGAAGACAGAAAUCCACGUGAUGAUUACCUUGACAAAGAAAUUGUAGGAACUCUUGAUUCAGGAAUGCAGCUGAAAACGGUGGUCUCUGAGGUGGCGGGUUCGGAGAUGGAAGUCCUCCCAGAGUUUGAAAAUAAGGAUAUAUUCUUAAUAGAAGAAAAUGGUGAUGAGAGGUUCAAGCGGUUUGAUAUGGUUGGUGACUGUUCCGACCACUUCUUUCUCGAUCAAGCUGGCAAGGAACUGGGAUCAUCUCAGGUUAAAAGGGCAUGGUUCAAGAAAGUUAGGCAUGAAUGGAGCAUUCUCGAGAAAAACCUUCCUGAGACAAUAUAUGUACGCUCUUAUGAAGAAAGGAUGGAUCUCUUGAGAGCGGCCAUCGUGGGUGCCCCCGGCACUCCUUAUCACAAAGGCCUGUUCUUCUUUGACAUCUUUCUUCCUCCGGAGUUCCCAAACGUGCCGCCUAUGGUGCACUACCAUUCGGGAGGACUCCGCCUGAACCCAAACUUGUACGAGUCCGGAAAAGUUUGCCUGAGCCUCCUGAACACCUGGACUGGGACAGGAUCUGAGGUGUGGGACCCACAGAACUCCACUGUCCUCCAGGUCCUUGUGUCACUCCAGGCUCUCGUACUCAAUGACCGGCCCUACUUCAAUGAGGCGGGAUAUGAUAAGCAGGUGGGGAAAGCCGAGGGAGAGAAGAACUCGGUGAGCUACAAUGAGAAUGCAUUCCUCCUCAACUGCAAGUCCAUGAUAUACCUUCUCCGAAAGCCGCCGAAGCAUUUUGAGGCGCUUGUGUUGGAGCACUUCGGGAAUUGCUGCCUGAACAUUCUAAGCGCUUGCAAGGAGUACAUGGAUGGGGCUCCAGUAGGAUUCCCUUCAGGACAUGGGAUCGAAAGAGAGCAAGAAAAUCACAAAGGGAGCUCGACGGGGUUCAAGAUCAUGCUCACGAAGUUGUGCCCAAAGCUUAUCGAGGCAUUUGAAGAGAAGGGGUUCGACUGCAGCCAGUUCAUGUGCCCAUAGAAUUUCCUUGCUCUGGAAGAGGGACGCAGUAUAGAAUCUUCCCUGCUCCUGAACUCUCGAUAUUUCUACGACAGCUUGUAAGUGUGUCUGUAUAUAAGUUUGAGAUUGAGGACUCAUAAGAAAAUACAUGAAAUGAAUGUCUGAUUUGUGAAAGACCGAACCGGUCUUGUCUGUGUCCUCGUGUGCAAUAAAAUGGCUUCCAAGGAAGCCUUCUGUGUGGUCCCUCGAAAAACAAGAGCAGCAAUGGCUAUUGCUGUGUUGUAUAAUAUGAUAAUAAUGUUAAUGGAAUUGUGUGCUUGUGUAAUUGAUCUUUU
Messenger RNA from Punica granatum (pomegranate), 4231 nucleotides. The record is from RefSeq and is a predicted model, not a curated record. NCBI's taxonomy places the organism in Eukaryota, Viridiplantae, Streptophyta, Magnoliopsida, Myrtales, Lythraceae.